Suricata suricatta (meerkat) is the source of this 1715-nucleotide messenger RNA. RefSeq names its product tyrosine hydroxylase (gene TH). Gene Ontology annotation, molecular function: tyrosine 3-monooxygenase activity; iron ion binding. Gene Ontology annotation, biological process: dopamine biosynthetic process from tyrosine; response to ethanol; heart development. The transcript is spliced from 13 exons. The record is from RefSeq and is a predicted model, not a curated record. Lineage: Eukaryota; Metazoa; Chordata; Mammalia; Carnivora; Herpestidae. Gene Ontology annotation, cellular component: cytoplasm; perikaryon; axon. The coding region runs from base 39 to 1523 and encodes 494 amino acids.
AGGGCUGUGGAGGUGAGCCGGGGACGGACGCCGGCACCAUGCCCACUCCCAGCACCGCCUCGCCGCAGGCCAAGGGCUUCCGCAGGGCCGUCUCUGAGCUGGACGCCAAGCAGGCCGAAGCCAUGAUGUCCCCGCGCUUCGGCCGGCGACAGAGCCUCAUCGAGGAUGCCCGCAAGGAGCGAGAGAAGGCAGAGGCCGUGUCAGCGGCCUCGGCGGAGCCCGGGGACCCCCUGGAGGCCGCGGUGCUCAAGGAGACCGAUGGGAAGGCCAUGCUGAACUUGAUCUUCACCCUGCGGGGCGCCAAGACCUCCUCACUGUCCCGGGCCGUGAAGGCUUUUGAGACGUUUGAAGCCCAAAUCCACCACCUGGAGACGCGGCCCGCCCAGAGGCCAAGGACAGGGGGCCCCCAUCUCGAGUACUUUGUGCGCUGUGAGGUGCCCAGCGCUGACCUGCCCGCCCUGCUCAGCGCCGUGCGCCGGGUGGCUGAGGACGUGCGUGGCACCGGGGAGAGCAAGGUCCUCUGGUUCCCAAGGAAAGUUUCUGAGCUGGACAAGUGCCACCACUUGGUCACCAAGUUUGACCCUGACCUGGACUUGGAUCACCCAGGCUUCUCGGACCAGGCCUACCGGCAGCGCCGGAAGCAGAUUGCGGAGAUAGCCUUCCAGUACAAGCACGGUGACCCCAUUCCCCGCGUGGAGUACACAGCCGAGGAGAUUGGCACCUGGAAGGAGGUCUACACCACCCUCAAGGGCCUGUACGUGACCCACGCGUGCCGGGAGCACCUGGAGGCCUUCCAGCUGCUGGAGCAGUUCAGCGGGUACCGAGAGGACAGCAUCCCUCAGCUGGAGGACGUGUCCCGCUUCCUGAGGGAGCGGACAGGCUUCCAGCUGCGGCCCGUGGCCGGCCUGCUGUCCGCCCGGGACUUCCUGGCCAGCCUGGCCUUCCGUGUGUUCCAGUGCACCCAGUACAUCCGGCACGCCUCCUCGCCCAUGCACUCCCCUGAGCCGGACUGCUGCCAUGAGCUACUGGGGCAUGUGCCCAUGCUGGCCGACCGCACUUUUGCUCAGUUCUCCCAGGACAUUGGGCUCGCAUCCUUGGGGGCUUCCGACGAGGAGAUUGAGAAGCUGUCCACGCUGUACUGGUUCACGGUGGAGUUCGGGCUGUGCAAGCAGAACGGGGAGCUGAAGGCCUAUGGCGCUGGGCUGCUGUCCUCCUACGGGGAGCUCCUGCACUCUCUGUCUGAGGAGCCCGAGAUCCGGGCCUUCGACCCGGACGCUGUGGCCGUACAGCCUUACCAGGACCAGACCUACCAGUCCGUCUACUUCGUGUCUGAGAGUUUCAGUGACGCCAAGGACAAGCUCAGGAACUAUGCCUCCCGCAUCCAGCGCCCCUUCUCCGUGAAGUUUGACCCGUACACACUGGCCAUCGACGUGCUGGACAGUCCCCGCGCCAUCGGGCGCUCCCUGCAGGGCGUCCAGGACGAGCUGCACACCCUGGCCCAUGCGCUGAGCGCCAUCGGCUAGCGCCACGGGGAGACCCUCCUCCCGGCCCUGCCCCAGUGAGGGCCGGGGCCCCCUGGGCAGCCCAGAGCCCGCUGGAGCCCGUCCCUGCUGGAGGGCGCCCCGCUGUCCCGCCCUACCGCUUCCAGCUCGGCCCGCCCGGGCCGCUGCCCGCUGCCCGCUCACACCCUCAAUAAAGGAAACAGCCGUCCUGGC